Caenorhabditis remanei is the source of this 738-nucleotide messenger RNA. RefSeq lists its product as uncharacterized. Lineage: Eukaryota; Metazoa; Nematoda; Chromadorea; Rhabditida; Rhabditidae. The transcript has 4 exons. The coding region runs from base 1 to 738 and encodes 245 amino acids. Gene Ontology annotation, molecular function: protein kinase inhibitor activity. Gene Ontology annotation, cellular component: cytoplasm. Gene Ontology annotation, biological process: intracellular signal transduction; negative regulation of protein tyrosine kinase activity. The record is from RefSeq and is a predicted model, not a curated record.
AUGACGGAAGGAGGGGACGAUCAACUAGUAUCAAUUAGAAAACAACUCGAAAAUUUGAACGACGCGACUGACGAUAUCAAUAGUUAUGAGAUGAAAUUGGAGACUGUCAAGAAGCAAUUUUGCGAAACACAACUAAUGUUCAACAAGGAAAUAUCUGGAAUCCCGAAGAAAUUGGCGAAACAAAUCUCCAAAUCCCGCCCUUACUUCGAUCUGAAAUCUCGAGAACCGGAAAUUCGAAAGUGUGUUCAACAAGCGGCUGCACUAUUCGAACGACAGAAAACAUCGGUCGAAAUGGCGAGAGAACAAGUACAAAUACUUCAUAGUUCACUGAAUAACAAUCAGGAAUUGGACGCAGAAAAGCAGUAUGUCGAAGUUAUCGAGCAGCAGUUGGAUUUAGUGAAAGAGGCUGAGGAGGAAUGUCUGAAAGCCGAGAAGAUGCACGCGGCACGAGUCAGAGAUCUUCUUCAGGUUGAGAUGGCGUUGAGCAAGUUACUACAGGAGCAUGGCUCUUCCAUCAAAAAAGCGCGCCCAUACUACGAGCGAAAGGAGGUGCUGACGAGAACGAUGAACUCUCAACUUGAGCUGAUAUCAAUUUUGGAGCAUGAGGUGCAAGAGCGAAAAGACAGCUACAGCGAUUCGAUGCGAGUAUUGGAGCAGAUCAGCGAGCAAAUCCACCAGGAGCGCGCAUCACAAAGCAGUCUGGCUCAAUCAAGUGACGCUGAAUCGGAUAGUUCUUGA